Molecule: messenger RNA, 2439 nt
Organism: Spea bombifrons (plains spadefoot toad)
Lineage: Eukaryota; Metazoa; Chordata; Amphibia; Anura; Pelobatidae
Gene: TESK2
Product: testis associated actin remodelling kinase 2
Exons: 11
Coding region: 334-2340 (668 amino acids)
Biological process (GO): actin cytoskeleton organization; protein phosphorylation
Cellular component (GO): nucleus; cytoplasm
Molecular function (GO): protein serine/threonine kinase activity; ATP binding
Source: RefSeq, a predicted model, not a curated record
UGGCUGUAUUUCAGGGAAUAGGCGGGUCCUGCGUUAGUGACACGCCCCUGCCUGUAGCAGAGCUGAAUCGCAGUGUAGUCGCUGGCCACUAGUGUUCGGGACGUGAGGAUAUGGCGGAGGCUGGUUCUGUGCAGCUCCGGUGAGCGCAGACACCGCGGAUAAACCCCUCACAAUCUCUCCCGGGAGGCCGGGUACACGAGGAGCCGUACCUAGUGAGUCCUGAAGAGCCUUUCAACGAUCUGGAAGCAGAAGAAGAAGGAGGCGUCCGCCGGCUCGGUCUUAAAAUGUGAGCAGCGAGUCCCGCAAACUCCAGGAUCACUUUCUCAGGGAACAAUGGAUCGGAAUAAAAGAAACUCUAUUGCUGGAUUUCCUCCCCGUCUCGAGCGCAUAGAGGACAGCGGCGGGGGAGACGGCAGCAUCGCGCAGCUGGGCCGGGUCUAUCAGUCUUCCUACAACGCCCUCAUCAGUGCCUUCUCCAGACUCACGCGGCUCGAUGACUUCACGUGCGAGAAAAUCGGCGCAGGCUUCUUCUCGGAGGUUUUUAAGGUGCGACACAGGACUUCGGACCAAGUGAUGGCCCUAAAGAUGAACAAACUCAGCAGCAACCGAGCGAACAUGCUGAAGGAGGUGCAGCUCAUGAACCGUCUGUCCCACCCCAACAUCUUGAGGUUCAUGGGUGUUUGCGUUCACCAGGGGCAGUUGCACGCUCUCACGGAGUACAUUAAUAGUGGGAAUCUCGAGCAGCUCUUGGACAGCAACCAGCCCCUGUCCUGGGCGGUGAGGGGGAAGCUGGCGCUGGAUAUCGCGCGGGGUCUCUCCUACCUGCACUCCAAAGGAAUCUUCCACCGCGACCUCACCUCAAAGAACUGUCUGAUAAAGAGCGAUGAAAAUGGAUACGCGGCCGUCGUCGCAGAUUUUGGCCUCGCUGAGAAAAUCCCCGAUUACAGUGAAGGAAACGAGAAGCUUUCCGUGGUGGGGUCUCCAUACUGGAUGGCUCCGGAGGUCCUGCGAGACGAGCAGUAUAAUGAGAAGGCAGAUGUAUUCUCCUACGGAAUAAUCCUGUGUGAGAUUAUAGCGCGGAUACAGGCGGACCCCGAUUAUCUCCCGCGUACUGAGAACUUCGGCUUGGAUUACGAUAGUUUCCAGCACAUGGUGGGCGACUGCCCCCCCGACUUCCUCCAGCUCACCUUCAACUGCUGCAAUAUGGACCCCAAGCUACGGCCGUCGUUUGCAGAUAUCGUCAAGCAGCUUGAAGAACUUUUAAACAGGAUGAAAAGCGAGGAAGCGGAAAACGAGAGGCUCGCCGCGAGCCCAGACAAAGACUCUAAACCGGUUUCUAUUACUAAAGGGGCCGGCGAGAAGGGCCAAGCAGUGAAGCGUCUGAUUCCAAUGGUGGCGCAGGAUGACAAGAUCCCCCAGAAGUCUCCUCGUCCCAGAAGGAACAUCACCCUGUCGCGCAGCCAGUCGGAUAUCUUCGCCCGCAAGCCUCUGCGUAAAAUCAACGUACAGGACCCGUUCUACACACCGAGCAAGGGAGCCGCGCGCAAAGUUAACCCGUUCAACGCUCGCGAGGACUUAAAAGGCGGAAAGAUCAAGUUCUUUGACAUGCCCAGCAAGUCUGUCAUCUCCCAUGUUUUCGACUUGCAUUCCCCCAAGACAGAUGUGGGUCUCUUGGCGGGUCACGGUGGGCAUUUGAGACAUCUGAUAAGCCAAGACACACAAGACUUCCCUUUUGCCUCCAGAAGACGAUGCAGGUCACUGCCGGUGUCUCCUGAACUUCCAAGAAGGGACUGCACCCUCUCUACCGCGUUGUCCUCUACCUUGGGCAAGUGUGACCCAACGCAACUCGGAGCCGAGAUACGGCAGAAGCUCCUUUCGAGCGUUCGGUACAGCGUGUCUGAUAUCCCUCCCUUCAGACAGAGGUUUCCGGCCGUGGAAUCCCUUCCGGCCAACGACGAGGAUAUGGACUGCACUGAUGGAACGGGCUUCCAGACAGAGAACGGCGUCUGCUCCUCCAGGACUGGAAGCAUUGAGCGGGAGUGUGGUAACCAGCUGCUGGUCAGCACCAAGAAACAUGUACUCCUCUCCCAGAGCCCGGUGGACUGCGCUGAGGAGGAGAACUCGCUUGGCUUGUACCCGAGCUUAGAGGAGAUGGAAAUAGAGGAGACCACGAGCCAGGACCUCUCCUCUGUGUUGUCGGAGUCGUCUCUCAGCUGCAGUCCUCCAUCUAAAUUCGGGGAGAUCGCGCUGGCAGGCGAGGAUAACUCUGCAGAAAGCAGAGACCACCUCUCGGACCCUGCGCCCGGCUGCCGGAAAAUGCAGGGUGCCGUUAAAAUGUGACCUUCUGGAUCUCCUGGAGUCUCCGGGAGAAACUGUGCAGAACUUUUUUCUGGUUUACAUUAAAUUGUUUACCUGCAGAUUAUCGAAGCAGCGUAUAAA